Monomorium pharaonis (pharaoh ant) is the source of this 3985-nucleotide messenger RNA. Its product is annotated as folliculin-interacting protein 1. The coding region runs from base 235 to 3564 and encodes 1109 amino acids. The record is from RefSeq and is a predicted model, not a curated record. Gene Ontology annotation, molecular function: protein-folding chaperone binding; ATPase inhibitor activity. The transcript has 12 exons. NCBI's taxonomy places the organism in Eukaryota, Metazoa, Arthropoda, Insecta, Hymenoptera, Formicidae. Gene Ontology annotation, cellular component: cytoplasm.
GUUGGAAAGUCGUAGGAGUCGUUCCACCAAAUUGCGGCCUCGGCCAUGCGAUCCGUCAGCGACGCUGAGCUAUUAUCUCGGGCAAAUCAUAUGACUCCUCCGCACGUGACUUUAUUUACAGUAAGAGUCUUAUACCCGCGCGAACAUGUAUGGUGCAGUUCCGCGUGACAUGAUAGACGCAGGUCCGAUCCGCGAGGUCCGAUGCGAUAACUAUAGACGACGGGCCGUGGCUUUAUGAUGCCGUUGCUCGAUAAGCUGCUACCUGCGAGGAAGAGCAGUCCGCGCGAAAGUGCCGAGAGCCCAGUGUCCAGCGCGCGAACAACUGGGAAUGAUAGUUAUUGUAGGAAUUCCGUGUUGCAAGUUGGAACGGAUCAAGUACGAAUUUUGCUAUUUCGAGAAUGUGAAUGGCGCGGCAGAAAACUUCUCUUUGAUUCGAUGACGAUACAAAAGCACCAAAAUAAAAAUGAAGCCGUGUGUACUACGGUGAAUAACAUUAUUAAAGGAAAAUGUGAGACACCUUUUAACAUAGGAACUGCUCGCGAGUUUGAGCGGGAUAAAACUAUUGAAGAUGACGUAAAUCUUCUGAGCGAAAUGGUGUUCGGCACGGUAGCAAUGACGUACAGAGGAUCGUCGUUUAAAGUACAUUUAAUGAAUUCCCCACCAUGUAUCAUGUGCACAAAGAUCUUUCCGGCGACUGAACAUGGCACAUGCAAGAGCGAAAAAGUUUCGGAUGAAGGACUCGGUCGGUCCAUGCACAUAGAUUCUACUUCCAGCAAUACUAGUAUGCGAUCAUUUCAAUCCCGGCCGAGCUCUGGCAAUCUGUCGAGUAACGAUUCGCACGUGGGUCCACGAAAGAAUUCGACGUGUUCGAGUAUCGGCAGUGGCUGGGACAUAGACAUAACUCCACCGACGGGCAGUUCGCAAUCGUUGGAGAGUAAUGGAUCUUCCGGGAUUGGCAGUCUUACCAGCUUGCGUAGAAGAUGGUUGAGGGCAGUCUCUACUUCCCUUGGGCGAUCAGACUCCGACGACGCCUUCGGGAUGCAGCACUGGAAUGAGAAUGGAAGCGACGGACGUGAUGGACAAGCAAAGCGACACAAAACCAGGCUGGGUUUAACGAUGUUAGUGCGAUUGGCUCAGGGUCGUGAAAGCCAAAUAAAGAUGCGGCUUUUAGAACACAUGGCUCUCUUAGAAGGGAUGCUCGAUCGUUUGCGAUAUUUUUGCAUCGAAACUAGCAACAUCAACUGCAAGAGGAUGCAGUUAACUGAUAGAAUGUGCAAUGCGACGUCCCGAUUUGUCAUUUCGCUGUUGCAUAUACUUCUUGAUAUUGAUGUUAAUACCCGCACGCCUCUACUGUGGCACGACGUUCUACUUAACUCCGUGACGGUGAACGAGAAGACAAACACCCUGCAUCGCAGUUUGCAACAGAUGUGUCAAUUGUUCGACGAAAUCGAUACAAAAUCAACAAAUUUUUUUCUAAGCACCGUGGUAACUGCCGUAUUAACGUAUCAUCUUGGCUGGGUGUACACCGUAUUAUCUCCUAACGAUCGGCAUAUGAUCGAGAAGCUAGGUGGCUGGUAUUCUUGCAAUCCAUUGUGGGCACAACUUGGCGAUCUGUAUGGCGCGCUAGGCAAUCCCGUGAAAGUAGCACAUACCGUAGUUGCAGGCGACCCUCGCAAAAGUGAUCUAAUUAAUUCCGUAUUGUCGUUCCUAUCUUACUUCAUCCGCAGCGGGACGAUACGAAAGUGUCAGGAAUAUCGUUGCACAUCGCAGCAAGACGUACAGAUGGCGACGGAUAUGCUGGAGCAGGCUCGCAGCAAACGGCCGUACCUAUUCAGUAACAGGAGGUCGAUGUGCGCGUUCAACGAACGAAGAGACGCCUCGAUUCGCAGACGCGAGUCGCGCGUUUUACCGUCGCGCAAGUCGGCACAGCCGUCCGAAACCGGAACUGGCGAUGCGCAAUGCACUCUACGGUAUCCUGCGGAACGAUCGAGAAUCUCACGGUCCGUCAGUCCCCUGAAGCGUAGCGACACCAUGAAAUCCGGCCUUGACACGCUCAUGACGAAAUCGACCGAAGCGCCGGUGGACCUCAAGUUUCCAGUCAAGGAAUUUCCAUCGCGUGAAAAUCACGAGAGCGAAAAGUACGAACUGAUGCAGAAGGAUCAACUUAAGGACGACAAAGAGAAUUUUAAGGCGUCGAGUGAAGUAAAAAUAAUCGUUAGUGAGAUCGGAUCGCAAGAGGACAUCACGUCAAAAGGUUGUCAACCGUUAGAUUUCCCUCAAUUUCCCUUGCGAAGUUUUGAGAAAAAGCUGGGGGCGCACAAUGUCGAAGAGAGUCUUGCGAGCGGAAAGGCUGAACUGCAUUAUUUGAAUAACAACGUAGAUCCGCUCAAGAUGUUCUACAGCAGACCCGAGUUACCGCUUGGCGCGAACGGUGGCUUUGUUGACGAACUUAAGGAAUCGCAGGUCUUCUUCACCCUCGGUGGGGAAGACAAACCCGCGAAGUUACCGUUGAGGCCGCGUCUCGGCAGCAACUGCCAGUGUUCUUACACUUUCACGAGAUUACCUAGUACAUCCGCGCAACUUCCGGAGGGUGUACUGAGGAAGAUCAUCCAGCGAAACUUUCCCGAAUCGUCGAAAAGCAUACAACCGCCCCCGGGAACGACAUCCAGUAUGGGUGCGAGGUCCAUAGGCUUUUGCUUGAAGUGCAACGGUCAAGGAUAUGCUGCCUCGCAAGAUUAUGACAGCAGCAAGCAGUUAUUGGAGACGCCGACGAACGCGACGGAGGUGUUGCGGACGUGUGGAAGUUCUGAAGGCGGCAGAACCACGAGGCUGUCGCGAUCCAACAGUCUUGAGGCUCUGAUGGAAGCUAACAGUGUCGUGGAGUUGCCAAUGCCACAAUCGCAGAAAAUUUCACAAGUCAAAACUGGAUUAAUUAAAGAAAUGGGCUUCACGAAAACUCUUAUACGAAAUAAGGCGAUGAAUGACGAGGCUAACAUAAGUACAGGCUACACGUGGGGUUUGGUGCUACAGGGGAUAACUAAGAAAAAGAAGAGGAGAAAAAAGAAGAAACUAUCAGAGGAUGAGAAGGACAAUUCUGAGAUUGAAUCGGAGGAAAAGUGGUGGUCGUACAUGCGGGAUGAAGUUAUGGCCACCGCCCGAUUUCCGACGAUCGAUCAACCGGUUGCGGAAGCACUCUGCGUGCUGGCCGAUCUGGACACGUGGCACGUCGGAAUCUUGUCGAAUAAUGCGCCCUGGCAAAGUCCUCCGCUACCUGUCGGAAUGUCGCGUCUGGUGUCAAAUAUGCUGGAAUCUUUCGCCUAUGUAUGGCGAAAAUACCACUCUCCUACUCAUUGCAUAGCCAUUUUAGAAGCUAAACUGAGGGAUUUAUGGUUGAGAAGCGAAGUCUUGGCGGAGAUGAUGAUGUCCAUGGAAGAAUCCGACGCCAAUGUGAACAGCUUAACAAACGCUCUUGAUCUCGAUGCAGCCGACAUACCACUUUUACUCGCGGUCGCAACCACUCAUUCUCCGGAAAUAGCGCAACGAUUUGGUCUUACGUUAACUUAAAUCCGUUGUUAAUAUCGGUUUAUUUCUACAUUAUUUUGAUAGAUAUUUUCUGAGUAGCGUACCAAUAUAUGAUAAUAUCCAAAUUAAAAGAAAGACUAAUGAAUCUUCACAGAAUAACAUAAUCUCAUAAUCAAUGUUUGAUUAUGAAAUUACAUAAUACCUACUCAUGCGCGCGUAAAUUAAAUUAGAUUAUAGUUAUGUAAGAUUUUAUUCUCGCGUUUAGUCAUUCGUUUUUGCGUUUUUUAAAUGAAUUGCGUUCUUAUAACACUAGCUGAUGAUUUUUUACUAAUUAAUAUAUGUAUUGUAUAUAUAUAUAUAUAUAUAUAUAUAUAUAUAUAUACUGUCCAUAUUUGGUUUUUUACACGAUUCAAACGAAUUUACAAUUGUACACAUUGAAUUAAUAAAUUCUGAAUAAAUUUUU